Fusarium graminearum PH-1 is the source of this 1710-nucleotide messenger RNA. RefSeq lists its product as uncharacterized. The transcript has a single exon. Gene Ontology annotation, molecular function: phosphoglycerate dehydrogenase activity; NAD binding. Gene Ontology annotation, biological process: L-serine biosynthetic process. The record is from RefSeq and is a predicted model, not a curated record. NCBI's taxonomy places the organism in Eukaryota, Fungi, Ascomycota, Sordariomycetes, Hypocreales, Nectriaceae. The coding region runs from base 1 to 1710 and encodes 569 amino acids.
AUGUCUCCUUCCGCUACUUUUGACGCUCCGUCCGGUGGACAGUCCAACCGUUUUCAGAUUCUCGUACCGGAAAAGGUUUCUCCGGAUGGAUUGGCUUUACUCACUCCUCACUUUGACGUCGACAUUCGUAAAGGCCUAUCAGCUGCGGAGCUCGUCAACUUAAUUCCCAAUUACCAUGGCCUGAUUGUACGCUCCGAAACUCAAGUCACUGCCGAGGUAGUUCAGGCUGGACGGAAACUCAGAGUUGUUGCCCGAGCUGGCGUUGGAGUAGACAACAUCGAUGUUCCUGCCGCAAGCACACAGGGUGUCAUUGUUGUAAACUCUCCCUCCGGCAACAUCCUUGCAGCGGCAGAACACACAAUUGCUCUCCUCCUUUCCGCCGCUCGCAAUGUGGGACAGGCAGAUGGCAGUGUGAAGGAAGGCCGCUGGGAACGAAGCAAGCUUGUAGGUGUUGAGGUUGGUCGCAAAACACUCGGCAUCAUUGGUUUAGGCAGAGUCGGGCUGAAUGUUGCUCGCAUGGCCAAAGGUCUGGGUAUGAUUGUCAAGGCAGUCGACCCUUAUGCGAGCGCAGAUAUGGCUCGUCAAACUGGCGUAGAGCUAGUUCCUGGGUUGGAAGAUUUACUCCCUGUGGUCGACUUCUUGACCAUUCACACACCUCUGCUUGCUACGACGCUGGAUCUGGUUAGCGAAGCAGAGUUCAAGAAGAUGAAGAAGACAGCACGCGUGCUCAACGUUGCCCGCGGCGGCGUGUAUAACGAGGAAGCUUUAAUCAAGGCCUUGGAUGAGGGAUGGAUUGCAGGAGCAGGCAUCGAUGUCUGGUCUUCAGAACCACUGGUUGCAGACUCAGCAGCAGCCAGACUCAGCAAACAUCCCAAGGUGGUGGCAACACCUCACCUGGGAGCGUCGACAGUUGAAGCUCAGGAGAAUGUUUCUAUGGAUGUCUGCAAACAGGUCCUGGAGAUUCUUCAAGGAGGUCUCCCUACCAGUGCAGUCAAUGCCCCAAUCAUCAUGCCAGAAGAGUAUCGCAAACUGCAGCCUUCGGUACAGCUCGUUGAAAAGAUGGGCCGCCUAUACACAGAACACUUUGUGCGCAGCAGAGGAGGCAUGUUGGGAGGCCGUCGAUUCGAGCUCAUCUACCACGGAGAUCUGGCCAGUAUGCCCAAUACGAAGCCAUUGUUCGCUGCUCUUGUCAAGGGGCUCGUAUCAACGUUCAGCGACUCGCACAUCAACAUGGUCAACGCAGCGCUGAUUGCAAAGGAGAAAGGCAUUGUCAUCAGUGAGACUCGUGCAGGCGAUUCUCCAUCAACAUAUUCCAACCUGGUGACGUUACGGUCAUACAAAGCCGGUGGCAACGGCAGCGAGCAAGUGAUUGAAGGCUACGCGAGCGACGAACGAGUCUUUAUCUCCAAGCUGGACCGAUUCAAUGGCGUAUUCACACCAGAAGGAACCCUCAUCAUCCUACACAACUACGACGAGCCUGGAAAGAUUGGGGGAGUGGGGAUGGUGCUUGGCAAGCAUGGUAUCAAUAUCAAAUUCAUGCAGGUGGCCAGUCUGGAUCCCGAAGCAACCAAGGGAGCUGAUACACCGCCUGACCCGAACGGAAACGAGGCAUUGAUGAUUUUGGGUGUGCUCGGGCCGGUGAGUGAUGAAGUUUUGGAGGGAUUGAACAAUUCUGAGGGUGUGCUUGAUGUAAGUCUGGUGAAGCUAUGA